Molecule: messenger RNA, 2344 nt
Organism: Syzygium oleosum
Lineage: Eukaryota; Viridiplantae; Streptophyta; Magnoliopsida; Myrtales; Myrtaceae
Product: F-box/kelch-repeat protein At1g55270-like
Exons: 3
Coding region: 627-1925 (432 amino acids)
Molecular function (GO): protein binding
Source: RefSeq, a predicted model, not a curated record
CUUUCUAUCUCUGUGUGUAGUGGUUUAGGUUUGCUCCCCUCGUCUCUUUUUUCCUCCGUUUUCUUGAAAAGAAAUUUGCCCUCUUCUGCUUGGUAGGUUGUGCCGUUUGAGGGGGGAUGUGUGUGAUGGGCCCUCAACUCCACUAGAGAGGGGAUUUUAAUGGUGAAAGGGGUCUCUUUCCCUCACUUUCUCUGCUUUUCUCUUUGCACCCCCCCAUUUUCUUGCUGUCUCCCAAUUCCGGUUUCUGGGUUUUCUUUCUUUCUCCUCUUUUCCCUUCUCUUGUGAAGAUAAGAUUUGUGGGUUUCGUCGGUUUGGUGGUUUCCGCUUGAACCAUUGUGGAGCAUUUCCUUCUGGGCUCGCGGUCUUGGAGGUGGGUUUAGUCGCUGUCUCUUUACUCGGCUUUUGGUGACCGGCGGUUGGCGUGUUCCGCGUCUGCAGGGAGCGUGGAUUCCGUGAGAGCUUUUGGUUGGUUUCUUGGUCUUCAUGUUUACAGGGUUGGUGUUGGAAAAAUUAGGAGCCUUUUUGGUGGUCUAGAAGGUCAACGACGUCGAUCUCAAAGACUGUGAAGAAGGAGUUUGAGAUUGGAGGAAGAUUGUGAGAGUUUCUGGUGUAGGGGGUUUUAAAUCAUGAGAAGAGAUAUGGAUAGGGUGAUCCAACCUCCUUUGGUUGAUUCGACAGCGUGUCUAUGUAGAGUUGAUACGAGCCUCAAAACUGUUGCUGGGGCCAAAAAGUACGUACCUGGAACAAAGCUCUGUCUCCAGCCCGACAUCAAACCAUCCAUUCAUCCAACAAGGAACAAGCCCGCACGAGGAGAUAGAAGCCGGAAUCAAUCCCCUCUACUUCCAGGCCUACCCGAUGACCUUGCCAUCGCGUGUCUCAUUAGGGUGCCACGAGUGGAACACUGUAAGCUCCGCCUAGUCUGCAAAAAAUGGUACAAGCUUCUUUCGGGUAACUUCUUUUACUCCUUGCGUAAGAGCCUCGGAAUCGCAGAAGAAUGGGUAUACGUAAUCAAGAGAGACCGAGAUGGGAAGAUCUCUUGGCAUGCUUUUGAUCCCAUAUAUCAGCUCUGGCAGCCUCUCCCUCCAGUGCCGAAGGAAUACUCGGAAGCCCUAGGUUUCGGAUGUGCCGUCCUAAGUGGGUGCCACCUUUACUUAUUCGGUGGCAAAGACCCACUGAAAGGCUCAAUGAGACGAGUGGUUUUUUAUAGUGCGAGGACAAAUAAAUGGCACCGUGCCCCCGACAUGCUUCGGAGACGGCAUUUCUUUGGUUCAUGUGUCAUAAACAACUGCUUGUACGUAGCUGGUGGUGAGAACGAGGGUGUUCACCGUACAAUGAGGUCUGCAGAGGUAUAUGAUCCCAACAGAAACCGUUGGUCCUUCAUUUCAGAGAUGAGCACGGCCAUGGUGCCCUUCAUUGGCGUCGUUUACGAGGGAAAGUGGUAUCUGAAGGGGCUCGGGUCACACCGGCAGGUUCUUAGCGAGGUCUACCAACCAGAUACGGAUAGCUGGUUCCCAGUGUACGAUGGAAUGGUCGCCGGCUGGAGAAACCCCAGUGUCUCCUUUAAUGGGCACCUCUAUGCUUUGGAUUGCAAGGACGGAUGCAAAUUGAGGGUUUACGAUGAAGUGACAGAUUCUUGGAGUAAGCACAUUGACAGUAAGAUGCAUUUGGGAAAUUCCCAGGCUCUAGAGGCGGCUGCACUCGUUCCUCUCAAUGGGAAACUGUGCGUCAUCAGAAACAACAUGAGCAUUUCUGUCGUUGAUGUUUCAAAAUCUGACGGUGGCAGGGGUGCAACUGCUGAACAUUUGUGGGAAACUAUAGCAGGAAAAAGCCAAUUAAGGACCAUGGUCACGAAUCUCUGGUCUAACCUCGCGGGGAGGAACCGCCUGAAGAGUCACAUUGUUCACUGCCAGGUUCUUCAAGCCUAGAAACUGUACGCUAAACUCAGUUCCAUGGUUAUGUAUUUUCGGAAAUUUCUUGCCUUGGCUAUAUGGAACUGCGUCCAGAUGAGGCCAAAAGCUUGUCAAAAUCGGAUUUGACGAUGUUAAAUGGAUGUGCACUCCAAAUUGAAGCUCAAAUGUCCCACUUUAGAGUCGCUAUAUAUAUACGUGGAUGUUUUACCUUUCGGGGCUUGGAAAAGAAAUUUUGGAAGAUACAUGGCUGGCUUUGGGUAGAGGACGGGGAUCAAGUGAUGAAAAGCUCAUCUGUAGUUAGCUUGUUUGACUUUCGGGUUUUGCUUUUGUAGACCUUGUUUAUGUUCCCUAUUCAACACUGGUUAUAUUAAAUAUGCUGUGAACUGGUUUGACCUGAUCGUCAAAAGUAAGUCCGAUAUGGUUCAUGAAGGGCA